GAGUAGAGAGCCGUGAGUGUAGAGGAGAACAGUGUGGAGAAGUGCAGAGAGCAGAAAAGGAGGAGGAGGAGAAACAGGAGGAAGAGGGGGAAGGAGAGGGGGAGAAGAGUUGAGGGGUGGUGAGGAAGAGGAAGAUGAGGAGAAGUGUAAACACACUCCAGAUUGGAUCUUUGCAUCAAUGAAAUCUCAAACCCACAGUCUAGGGGAGACAUGAGGAAGGAACCCCACUGACCUCUGCCAGAGAACACAAUACAGUAAAUCAUGAGCACUCCAAUAACAACAAGCCCGAAUAUGGUGGUCUCCCAGGAGAUGGCAUUGCUUAGCAACCUAAUGGCAGCUUACACUUUCAUUGCAGACCAACCUGAGCGGGCAGCCCUGGUGUUUCUGGGUGGUGUGUGUGCCGGCCUCCUCGUCACACUCUGUGCAAUCGUCUUCCAGAUACACUGUCGAGCAGACUGUAACUACGGAAACAGUAACAACCCUCACCAUCGCCACAGGAGCAGGCACCAUCACCGUCACCACCACCAUCACAGCUGUCCCCGCCAUCAGCCCGGCAACAGUAAUCCAGACAGCACUGCUGUUGUUGCGUCUGGAGGGGCUGGGCCUGUGGGGGACAGUGAGUCAGAGGAGUGGGACGACCCGUCUGACCCAUCGGCACGACGACGCAGACGCUUUGAGAGAGCUCUGCUGCAUGCCACCAUGUUCACAUCGGCUGAGGGUACACACACAAACACAAUGACAUAUACCCAGGCUGCACCAAGGGAAGAGUUGGACCGAGCCCAGCGGCUAGAAGAGCGGGAAAGGAUUCUUCGAGAGAUCUGGAUGAACGGACAACCUGACAUCAGCACAGUCACUCAGAGCCUCAACAGAUAUUACUGACACAUGUUCAGUCCGGAGGACAUGAAGAUGCACAGGUGGAUAAAAGAUAGAAUAAAAGAUAAACAAACAAAGUAAAAAAACAACUGGAUGAAAGGAACAUUAUAACCAUUGGUUUUGGGGGGCAGUGUCUGCCCAAAGAAACCCUCAUAGAUCAAACUGGUGCAGACAGCACUGCCUGGAGCAGUCGUCUACGGUAAAAACAACAGGAACAACACAGAAGUUGUGAUGGUUCAGUCCUACAACACAGGACGACUCAGAGGUGGAAAAGACAAGAAAAGACACAAUGGGACGUACUGUAGAGACCAUGGAUUCUCAGGACUGUUAUAAUACAACGAAUGAAAAGAACCGGGAGAAAUACCAAAACCAUGUGAAGUGAAACUACUGCCAUGAUGUUACCAUCAUUGAAAACUGCACAAGGGAUUAGAUAACUAUUCAAAUAUUUAAUCCGAGGCUUUUUAAGAAACAUGGAGUUUGUACAGAGGAGGAAUAAGAGUCAUCAUGGAGGCUGCAGCUCUGCAGCUUUUAAUGAGAGUACGGAUUCAAAUAUUCAUGAUACUGUGUUGUUGCACUUUUCUCAGCUCACCCUGUGUUUUUAAAAAUGUUAUAAUCAUGAGCUGCUACUGGAACCUCUUUGUAAGGUUAAAUAGAAGGGAAGGUAAACUUCAGCUCCGUGCCAGGAAGGAUUAUAACACAUGCUGGUGCUUUUACUGCUGCAAAUUUUCAUCCCUAACUAACCUGAUGAAUGCACAUUAACAGGGGGUUGAUUGAAAGAAAGAAAUGGGGAUACAGGACCAAGGAGCCAGCCUACAGCUCGUGUGUAGGUUGUAUCUGUAGCUUAUCAGCUGUAGGUGUUGUUUAGGACAGCAGGUCAUCAUGUCAGAAAAGAUCAUGCUGCCUUAUUUUAUUUGUCUCCUGUCGUAAAGAGCUGAAAAAUAUGAAUACAUGUUUUAUUCAAGGAUUUUAUGAACACUGUUUUCAGUACAUAUUAUUGAGUAAAGCCUCUUAUCAAAAUCUAA
This is a messenger RNA of Hippoglossus stenolepis (Pacific halibut), 1895 nucleotides long. It is a transcript of the gene eva1ab, whose product is annotated as eva-1 homolog A (C. elegans). The transcript has 4 exons. The record is from RefSeq and is a predicted model, not a curated record. The coding region runs from base 262 to 879 and encodes 205 amino acids. NCBI's taxonomy places the organism in Eukaryota, Metazoa, Chordata, Actinopteri, Pleuronectiformes, Pleuronectidae.